GAACCAAAGCGAAACACGACAUCCGGAAGUAGGUUUGAAAGCGAUACGGGAUUCCGGUUGCUGUGUUUUAGAAGCAAAUUAAUAAAAUAUAACUUGAAACCGACUUGCACAAAGCCGUAACUCUACACCAUGUCGAGGCAGUCUAACAGAACCACAGACAACAAGAAGAUGAACUCAGAAUUGUUUACUCUCACAUAUGGAGCCCUGGUCACACAGCUCUGUAAGGAUUAUGAGAACGAUGAGGAAGUGAACAAGCAGCUUGAUAAAAUGGGUUACAAUAUUGGAGUACGUCUCAUCGAGGACUUCUUGGCUCGCUCCAGUGUUGGCAGGUGUCAGGAUUUCCGGGAAACAGCCGAUGUCAUUGCAAAGGUAGCCUUUAAGCUGUAUCUGGGCAUCACACCCAGUGUGACGAACUGGAGCCCUGCUGGAGAUGAGUUCUCCCUCAUCAUGGAGAGUAAUCCACUGGUGGACUUUGUGGAGCUUCCAGACAACCAUAACACACUAAUUUACUCCAACCUACUGUGUGGUGUGCUGAGAGGCGCUCUGGAGAUGGUGCAAAUGGCAGUGGAUGUACGUUUUGCUCAAGACACACUAAGAGGAGACAAUGUAACAGAAAUCCGCAUGAAGUUCAUCAAGAGGAUUGAAGAAAAUCUGCCUGCCGGUGAUGAAUGAAGCUGCUGUGAUGUGGCUGGAGAAGCUGAAAAGCACUGGAUUACUGGAUCUGAAAGACUUUGAUCAUUGAGUUUGGUCAGAGCCGAACGCCUACGGUUAAGCCAAAAAAAGAGCUGAUCCUUUGUCUGGCAUUUAAGAAGUACUCAUCUUUUUGCUUUAUGUACCAUCACAUUUUCCAAAAGGGUCUGUGAUUUAAUUAAAACAUGAAUCUCUUAAAUGCCACCUUUCGACACUAUUACUGACCUGUUCCAAAUUUAAUUUGGAAAGAUGUUUAACUGGUGUAGUACUUUCUAAAGUUUAGUUUAAUAAAGUAAUUCCUUUA
This is a messenger RNA of Neoarius graeffei (lesser salmon catfish), 994 nucleotides long. RefSeq names its product trafficking protein particle complex subunit 3 (gene trappc3). The record is from RefSeq and is a predicted model, not a curated record. NCBI's taxonomy places the organism in Eukaryota, Metazoa, Chordata, Actinopteri, Siluriformes, Ariidae. Gene Ontology annotation, biological process: intra-Golgi vesicle-mediated transport; endoplasmic reticulum to Golgi vesicle-mediated transport. Bases 130 to 672 code for a protein of 180 amino acids. The transcript is spliced from 5 exons. Gene Ontology annotation, cellular component: cis-Golgi network membrane; TRAPP complex; cytosol.